Enterobius vermicularis (human pinworm) is the source of this 2328-nucleotide messenger RNA. NCBI's taxonomy places the organism in Eukaryota, Metazoa, Nematoda, Chromadorea, Rhabditida, Oxyuridae. The record is from the annotation of a GenBank genome assembly.
AUGGCAAAAGGUAACCAGUUAAGUAGCGCAUCUUCACGUUCAGUCCUAAACCAGUAUGUGGACAACACUGUAUGCUAUCAGCAACUGUUGAAUGGAUAUGGCACCGAAAUUUUUCAACUAAUUGAUAUAUUAGAAGGUGUUCGACAAAAUUGGGCAGAAACUAAUCGUGAGAAUUUUGCUCUAAAAAAGCAAAACAGUGAAUUGGAGGAUAAACUAUGGUUAAUUUUUCGAUAUCGUUUGAUAUUAUGUAGCAGAAAAAACCAAGUUACACAACGACAGUCAUCAGAUGCAAAACUUCUUCAUGCUCGUGCACAGAUUGAAGAUUUGGUGUCAAAAAAUACGCAACUAAGAAAUGAAUAUACCGAUAUGGAACGUAUAUUGCUACGUGUCAAAGAACUGAUCACCCCAGAAAUAUCUCGUAUGAGCGAUGAAGAACAACUAAAAUAUGCAUUUUUAAACGAAUUUACAACUAAUCAAAAAUUUGGUGUAUCAUCGAAAUGUUAUGCAGUAAACAGCGAUUUUCAAGAUGACGAUAUCGACUAUGACAAGACUACUGAUUCAAUAGAUCAAGAAUCUAAUACUGAAAUUAAAGAAGAACCAAAGACACCAGUUGUUAAAUCGUCUUCCAAAAGAUCACAUAUUGAACCACUGUCACCAUUGAAACGUUCGAACGUCGACAAUCUUCAGACACCAGCAGAUAGCACCAAAAAUACAGUACCGUACAAGCGCUCAAAACCAAUAGCACCGUAUCCGCCAACCAAUACGCUAAUAACUACAACGACGACAAUUACUGUUGAUACCAGUGAUGUUCCAUCACCAAAAACAAGAGUGUCUAUUAAACGCUUAUAUAAAAGAUCGAUGUCGGAAUCAAAUAUUUUGCUGGAAGAAGAACGAAGAAAUAUAGAAACUGUGGCUCGAUUCAAUGCAUUAACUCCUGGGUGCGGUACAACAAGCACUGUUGAUCUGCGUAGUCCAUAUGUUUCAAUAAAAAGUUGGUUGAAAGGUACAACGAUUGAAAAUCGUCAACAUAAUUAUACCGGUUCAAAACUUAUGUUCAGUGAGAAAUGCGAUGUAUGUGGUCGUUACAUCGUAGGGCUUGGAAAAGCUUUGAAAUGCUUGGGUAUUAAACUGCCUCAUUUGCUAAAUCGUUUAGUAAAUAACUGUAAUCUUCCUGUGCAUAAAGCUUGUGCAAGUCGCGCGCCAGUGCCUUGUAUUCCUCCAAUUUCAACCCCUCGCGCAACGUCACGUCAACAACGCCCACGUUUAAAAGAUUUUUGCCCUACAAGUCAGCCUAUGAUUCCUUACUCGAUUAUUUACUGUGUAAUUGCCAUAGAACGUCAUUUUCUUGAUGUUGAAGGACUCUAUCGCAAACCUGGUGAAAGGGCAUGUAUUGUGAAGUUGUAUGCAGACUUUAAAAGCACCAGUUUUCGACCAAAACUGAAAAAUUAUGAGCCUGAGGUUUUAACCGGAUAUAUUAAAUAUUUCUUGAAACAGUUGAGGGACUCAUUAAUCCCAAGUUCUUCUUGGAUUGAUUUCGUUGAAGCAGCUGGAAAAAAUAAUACUGCAGCAUUCGAACAAUGUAUUAUGGAUCUUCCAAUACCAAAUCGUGACACACUUGCAUAUCUUUGUCGACAUUUUCAAACUGUUUGUGAGAACAGUAGCAUCAAUAAGAUGACACCAGAAGCACUUGCUCGAUCUAUUGCCCCAACCAUUGUUGGCCCUGCACCAGUGAGGAUCAUGAACAUGGCACAAAGUGGUGAUGAAGCAGCAAAACAGAUACAAGUGAUGCUAACCCUUCUUAGAAUGCCAAACGAUUACUGGGGAAAAUUAUAUUACUGCGCAACUCCACGUAGAGAUUUUGAAAUAACGAAAAGUAGCUUAGCUUUACCAUCAGCAGCUGGUGAUAGAACACCUCAAAGACAUGUCCGAAUUGCGGAACCUAAUGAAACGACACAAACAGUUGCAUCAGCUGCCGAUCGCUCAAUUCUUGGCCCAAUUCAUACGCCACCUGAUAAUCAAUCAGAAUCUAAGAAACUUUUUGAUGAACAGGCUGAUGUUGAACAUUACGUAACGUUAAGAAUAAGCAUGGAAAGCGUUUUUUCACUUCUUGUUGGAAAUCUUGUGUUAAAUCUGGCACUGAACUAUGUAACUCUGACUAAAGCUACUAGUGCUCACUGUCUCGAGGGACUCGUCUUUGGUAAUCAUGAGAUAUGGAAAGACUUGAACGGACAUGAUUCAAUUGGGAAUACUAAUGGGUAUACUGAACUUAAAGUUGUAAAAAAUCAAAAGUACAAGUUAUGUUUGGGACUGUUCUUCUAUUACGAUUAA